AGUACUUUUCCUCUUUCUUUUUGUAAGAAAAGGUUAUUUCCAUUUUCAGAGGGAAACAGGCAGGUCUGUAUAGGUUCGUAUGACAUGCUCAUCGUGCUAAUGCUGAUAAUGUGGAAAUAUCUUAUUUCAAUAUUUGCUCUGCUUUACACUGGCAGUGCUCACGUCAUUAUCACAUCUGUUAGUAGCGCUUACUACAAUGCAUCUUCUCCAUGUUUAUCUGCUCUUAUCCACUUCAAUACAACAAAUUCAAAAGGAAGCACUCUUCAGUUAUUUAUCCUCAGCCCAAUAACAUUUGAAACAGAUGAUUGCGUCAGUUAUGGAAACACUGGUGUUUGCUAUGUUCCUACAAAAUACGCGUUGGUGGAUAAAUACACGCAUAUAACUCGUGUAGUUGAAAGGUUGCAGAAUGGAGCAAUAAUGGUAUCACCAAAUUUUCCCAUGUUAAUAAAAUAUGUUGAUUUGUUUGGUCCAUUUUUUAACAUAUCCAUAGUAGCAAGAUCAGAAGGAACAGAAAUACAGUGGAAUUUUCGUAUGAAGAGUUCUUGUGUAGGGCUUGGUUUCAGUGUUCGAUAUCUUCGUUACGAAAUGUGUUAUGCUGAAUCCCAUAUGGAGUCUUACAGAUGCGAGCCAGUGAAAAAAAUUUAUGUUGAUAUGUACAGCAAGUUAUUGAUGAGCAACCCAAUAAUGAACUGCAUUGAGAAGAAUGUUGGUUAUACCACAUGUUCCAUGGUAUUGUAUAAAAAGAUACGACCAAAUGUUUUAUACAAAUUUCGGAUGCAGUAUUCAACGUCUUACGCCCAAGUGUAUUCACAAUGGUCUCAGUACGGUUACUACCCAAGAAAGAACUGAAAAUUACGUUGGUAUUACAACUUUAUCAGAUCGAGGUACAAGCUACAUCUUUUUGACAAUUUGGAGAAGCUAUAUGGACGGAUAUGAAUUUACAGAAGAAUUGUUAACACACAUAGAACACUUGUUUAGUAUAUUUAUACGAAUGCUAGAAAGUUCAAAACUGCUAGCCCCUUUUUUAAAAAUAUCGCCACUGAAAUGAUGAAGAAAUGCUGCCUGCCUCAACUUUUGUUAUAUGUAAUGUGAAUAUUAUUAGUCAGUAGCUCAUAUAUAUUUCCGCAUCGAUUUUUUUGUGCAUUUUCGUAUACUUGAUAGCAUGAAGUGAUUACACAUGUGCAAUUAUGAUGGUUGUUUUGUUUUUUAAAUUGCUCAUAAAAUGAGAGCGAUUAUUAGCUGUGAAACAUACGACUUCUAGUUACGAUUGAAAGCUAGCACAAAAUCCUGAUUUUCUGGGAUUUAACUGAAGAUGUGCGUGUUUCAGACGCGGUUAGUAAAAUUUACGUUUUCUCAAUGAAAAUGUUGUAUAGUCCAGGUUUGGAAAAAAUUUCUUUUUGAUCUUUUUGUCUUGUAAAUACUUUGUAUGUUUUCUGUACUUCUAUAUGCGAAUGUAUACCAUCAUAUCCA
Hydractinia symbiolongicarpus is the source of this 1470-nucleotide messenger RNA. RefSeq lists its product as uncharacterized. Bases 85 to 849 code for a protein of 254 amino acids. Lineage: Eukaryota; Metazoa; Cnidaria; Hydrozoa; Anthoathecata; Hydractiniidae. The record is from RefSeq and is a predicted model, not a curated record. The transcript has 6 exons.